UCAUCCCAAGGAGAGCACAGCUCAGCUCAGGAACUUAAACCUUUGCACAAUUGCUUCGCUGAACCCCUAGGUGUUGGCAAACAUGGAGAAAGGGAAGAAGCAGCAGCAGAGGGGGAAGCUGCAGAGGGUGCUGAGGGAGCAGAAGGCCAGGCUCUACAUCAUCCGCCGAUGCGUCGUCAUGCUCCUCUGCUGGAGUGACUGAUCUUAAGGCUGAAGGCGCAAUGCGACUUUCUGAUCUUCUUUUUUCAUCUUUUCCACCUUGCCAUGUUUGUUGGGUGGAUCUCAUGAUAUGAAGGCUCUUUGUUUUCUUGCCUCUUGUGGAAGGCAAGGCUA
Panicum hallii is the source of this 333-nucleotide messenger RNA. RefSeq lists its product as uncharacterized. Gene Ontology annotation, biological process: negative regulation of cell population proliferation. The transcript has a single exon. Bases 83 to 202 code for a protein of 39 amino acids. The record is from RefSeq and is a predicted model, not a curated record. Lineage: Eukaryota; Viridiplantae; Streptophyta; Magnoliopsida; Poales; Poaceae.